AGUUUAUUAUAACAAUGUUUAUGAAAUGGAACUUUUAAAUUUUUCGGACUGAAGAAAACAGGCAGUGCUUGGUUUAAUAAGAAUUAUGGCAGUCUCCAAAUCUUUUUUGAUAAUCGCUGUAUUUCUGAUAGUCGGAUACGAGGAACGUGCGGUUUGUAACAGUAAAUGGAGGUCUAUCUUGGAAACCGACGAAAAUGGAAAUUCACGUGGAAGCAAAGAACAACUGAAAAAAUAUGUGCUAUCUGGUGCAGACGUGCGCAUUAAGGUCCAUAAAUUAGAUUUUGGUGCAGAUGUUCUAAUGGAUGUAAACAAUGCAUACUCAACUAACAAUGAAAUAUGUUGUCAGUCAAUUUUGCAUAUUGGCAAAGAAUCUUGGGAUACAUUUCCAAGAGAUGUUUUCUGGAGAUUCCUGUUAAUCUGUACUACUGGUCAUGUAAACCAAGCUCGGUGGUAUGUUGGCGAACACACCAAACCGGAAUCAGAUACAACGACAAAUAUGAGAAUUACCUGGUUUAUAAGGACUAUCAGUUGUGAUGACUAUAAGAACGGAACAACUCCAAUAUAUUGCACAAAUCAGAAUGCUAACUGUGGACCGAAAUCGAAUCUUUUUGAUGCCGUUGCUACCGGAUCAGACUUACGGGUUGUCGACGAAAGUCUCGGGUACGCCACACGUUUAGAGCAUGCUGCAUUUUCAAAACGAAAAGACAUUAUUGGUGCAGAAAGCAUUUGGGCUGUUAGUCAAGUCGCAGUUGGUAAGCAUGCUGUAUUUACUGAUGACGCAUUUUGGUGGUUCACCUUAUGGUCGUCUGAAGGAGAUGUCGAUAUGUCCAGAUGGCGUAUUGGGGAACAUAAAAAUGCUGGCCAUACCAAGGCGUCCUUUGAUAUCAAGUGGUAUGCUGAUUCUUGUUGGCAGUUAGCUUAUAGCCAUGAUGGGAACGGUGAACCAAUUGAUGGAUCUCUUGAUCUUUUAAAAGCUGGAAUAUUAUCUGGACAUCGAGUAAGAAUUGCCGUAGGUCCAUACAGUAUUGAAGCAGACAAUCUUCUUAUUAAAGAUGGACAAGUUAGUGCUCAAUUAUUAGGCCAUGUUUCGAAAAAAGAUGUUGAUGUUUUUCAGGAUGUUGUGUAUUGGUUCUGGCAACAUGUUGCCACUACUGGAGAAGUAGAAACCAUACGUCCAUUUAUAGGUGAUAACAAAUACAAAGGAAUGUCCGGGGGAAGACAUUCUGUCAAGUGGUUCAUGGAUACCAGGCAUUGGAAACGAGCCAUAUCAACUUUCAACUCAAAAUCUGUUACUAGUAAAUCAAAAAAAGACUUGAUUGAUUCCGUGAAAGACGGAAGUUCUGUGAGAAUUAUAAUUAAAGAAAAUGAUAACAAUAUAAUGGCGAUUCGAGCUGAUAGUUUAAGUUUCAAUCAAAACGAUACAGAGAUAGCUGCGCAAUCGAUACGAAAUAUAGGUCAUUUUUAUCCGGCAGGUUCUGUUCGGGAAUUUCCAUCAUCCCCGUAUUGGGAAUUUACUUCUAUUUCAACACUGGGUAUCAGUGUAAAAUCAAAAUGGACUGUUGGAAUAUACGAAAAUGUAGGCUUUGAUGUUCAACAAGUAUAUACGGAAUGGUUUACAAGUUAAUUAGCAUGAACUAUUUAACACUAUUAAACACUUGUACUUGCUGAGCUAUAACAAAUAAUCAAGUAUUAUCAAGUUUUGUGGAUUUUUGGUGUUAAUAGUUAUGUAAAGAUACUUUUUAUGUGUUAUUCUGUGUUACGCAUCAUACGAAUUCGUCGACAUGUUAUCAUCAAUCAUUUUAGUGUUAAAAAAAGGGUAAAAAUG
Mytilus californianus (California mussel) is the source of this 1825-nucleotide messenger RNA. RefSeq lists its product as uncharacterized. NCBI's taxonomy places the organism in Eukaryota, Metazoa, Mollusca, Bivalvia, Mytilida, Mytilidae. The transcript has 4 exons. The record is from RefSeq and is a predicted model, not a curated record. Bases 86 to 1624 code for a protein of 512 amino acids.